UGGGGCACCGAGAGCGGGUCACACAGCCUAUUUCCUGUUUUCAAACGGGGAACUUCGAAGCGGCUGCUCACGGGCGCCUGGAGCAGAGCGGAGCUGAAGACGGCCAUGUGAUACGCCUCCCGGACCCCUGGACCCACACAGGACCAGAGAGGCUUCAGCUUUGGAGCAUGGCAAGCCCCGAGCACCCCGGAAGCCCUGGAUGGACGGGACCCAAAGCCAAGUGCAUGGCAUGGACCAAGCAGGAAGCAUCAGCCGAUGGCCGAGACCACCCGUGUCCAGGACCUGAAGGGCACUUAGACGCGCAAGGCAGCCCCAGCCCCAACUCCAGCAUGACCACUGCGGAGCUGCAGGAGUACUGGCGGAAGGAGAAGCGCUGCUGGCGGCGUGUCAAGCUGCUCUUUGAGGUCGCGUCCGCGCGCAUCGAGGAGAGAAACGUCUGCAAAUUUGUGAUGUACCAAAUAGUCGUCAUCCAGACAGGGAGUUUUGACAGCAACAAAGCCGUGCUGGAGCGGCGCUAUUCAGACUUUGAGACGCUCCAGAAAAACCUCCUCAAGACGUUCAGGGAAGAGAUCGAAGAUGUCGCCUUCCCCAAGAAGCACCUGAUGGGCAACUUCACCGAGGAGAUGAUCUCGGAGCGCAAGCUGGCCUUCAAGGAGUAUCUGAGCCUGCUGUAUGCCAUCCGCUGCGUGCGGCGCUCCCGCGAGUUCAUCGACUUCCUCACGCGCCCUGAGCUCCGCGAGGCGUUCGGCUGCCUGCGCGGGGGGCAGUACGGCCGCGCCCUGGACAUCCUGGUGCGCGUGGUGCCGCUGCAGGAGAAGCUCACGGCCCACUGCCCGGUGAUGGUGGUCCCGGCGCUGUGCGCCAUGCUCGUGUGCCAUCGCGACCUGGAGCGCCCCGCCGAGGCCUACGCGGCCGGGGAGCGGGCGCUCCAGUGCCUGCAGGCCCGGGAGGGCCACCGCUACUACGCGCCCCUGCUGGAUGCCAUGAUCCGCCUGGCCUACGCGCUGGGCAAGGACUUCGUGUCGCUGCAGGAGAAGCUGCAGGAGAGCCAGCUCCGCAAGCCGAGCCCCUGGUGCUUCACGCUCAAGGAGCUCACCGUCCGGGAAUAUCUGUACUGAGCCCCUCCGGGGACCGGGCUGGAGAUUGCGGAUCACUGCGGCGAAUUGGGGGCUGUUUGGGGGAUUCGUGUUCAGUAGGGAGGCGCCACCUGGGGCUCUGACUUGCUGGGUGACUUGGACAAGCCCCUCCUCCGAUCGUCCAUAUCCCCAUCUGCGUGGAUCAGAGGUGCUCGCCCCCUCCCCGGCGUCCUGGGAAGCUUCUGCUUGUGUCCUAGUUCCCUUUGAUGCCAGGCUCACCUCAUCUCGAAACCACAAACCCGGCUGCCAAAACACGGGAGAGUGAGAUCCAGCUUUCUGAUGCUUUGUGGGUCGCUGGAGGGGAGGUUUACAUUGCACGCCAUGGACAGAGCUUAACCCACUUCCCACAGACAGCUCUCGCUGGCUGUCCUGUCUUUCCUCUCUGCUCCUCCUCCCUCAAGAAUGCCUGCAAAGAUCCCCACCAUUAUCCUAACUAUUCUAGCUCUUCCCUCUUAGCCUGUAGGCCUGGCCCAGCAAAACUGAAGCUCACCGCCAGCUCCUCGAGGCCAGCUUCGUCCCUGGGAUGGGGUGUAUGUCAUCCUCUCAAGGGUGGGAGGACACCGGCCUAGAACAUCAUCCUAUCAUAUGAUUUCGUGAAACAAGGCGUUUUUAGGAAGGCAAGUUGCCAACAAUUCUCUGGUUAGGAUGCUAUAACUCAUUGUCCGGGUGGGUUUUCAAUCAUAAGGCACAUAGCCCCAAAGGGAGGUGGGGGGCAAUACCCAGUGGGGCCUCUGGGUAGAACAGAUUGGAUGCUUAACACCUCCCCAUUUGAGGGACAAAGUUCUUGGAAACUUUCUGAUGGGUUGGGAUGCCCUGGACCAAAGUCUGCUGUCAGGAAAGGACACCAGGAGCCCAGAGUGGAGGGGACCCUGAACCCAUAACCUAGGUUCAACACCAGGCCUGAAGCUGAUGGUCCUGGCUGGUUCGGGGCAAUAUGUGUUUGAGGCUGGAAGUCCCUGAAGACCUAAGCCAUCUGGCUGAGCUUAUCAGAGUGAAAUAAAGAGCCAAGUAACUUGGCAUCUUCCUGUGGGGCAUUAGUUUGACCCGCGCAGGGAUCCGGCUCAGCAGAGAGAUCACUGUAGCAGUGAACAGGCCUGCACCAAACUGCACCAGAAUGUGUUCAACAGCGACACUGUGUGGCAGCAGCUGGAGUGGCCCAAUCAGGCAAGAAACAGCCUGACACCCAGGGACAAAGAAAGACUCCCGCCUCUCGGUUUACUCCGGGGGAAGGAUACUUUGAAUGGGAGAUGUUGGACCUCUUGAAAAUCUGGGCAUACAGAAAAUUAAAGUGUUCAGUGGAAAAAUAAAAGGCUGUGACUCUAUUUGCAGUGGUAAA
This is a messenger RNA of Ailuropoda melanoleuca (giant panda), 2472 nucleotides long. RefSeq names its product sorting nexin 20 (gene SNX20). Gene Ontology annotation, cellular component: early endosome membrane. The transcript is spliced from 4 exons. Gene Ontology annotation, biological process: protein transport. Gene Ontology annotation, molecular function: phosphatidylinositol phosphate binding. Lineage: Eukaryota; Metazoa; Chordata; Mammalia; Carnivora; Ursidae. The record is from RefSeq and is a predicted model, not a curated record. The coding region runs from base 168 to 1118 and encodes 316 amino acids.